This is a messenger RNA of Erpetoichthys calabaricus (reedfish), 1639 nucleotides long. Its product is annotated as odorant receptor 131-2-like. Gene Ontology annotation, molecular function: G protein-coupled receptor activity. Gene Ontology annotation, cellular component: membrane. Bases 67 to 1065 code for a protein of 332 amino acids. The transcript has a single exon. Gene Ontology annotation, biological process: G protein-coupled receptor signaling pathway. Lineage: Eukaryota; Metazoa; Chordata; Cladistia; Polypteriformes; Polypteridae. The record is from RefSeq and is a predicted model, not a curated record.
UCUAUCUUUAAACUUCUACUUUUUAUCCUAUAUGUGUGUUCUUACAGAAAUGCCAGAUGUGUCACAAUGAAUUCUACAGGAUAUUCACUUGAACCCACAAAUUUUACAGAUGAGGGAUCUGUUCCAGGUUUCAAUAAACAAACCAAGUCUGUCUUGAAGAUGUCACUUGUCGUGCUGCUUUAUAUUGUAAAUAACUAUAUAAAUGGAAUGCUCAUUACUGCUUUUUUUAAACACCAUGUUUUCCACGGGAACUCUCGAUAUGUUUUGUUUAUCCACCUGGUCUUCAAUGAUGUACUGGAUAUCAGCGUUCUAUUGAUCUUGCAUAUUUGGGUUGAGACACUUCAUAUUAUGCCAGUGUCACUUUGCUAUUUAUUUCUGAUAAUUGCAGUCACUACAACUUACAACACUCCUCUGAAUUUGGCGCUGAUGGCUCUUGAACGCUACAUUGCCAUUUGUAAACCAUUACAUCAUCCAAAAAUCUGCACCUUGCGUAGAACAUACAUCAUCCUUGGCAUAAUGUGGCUGAUCAGUUUUAUUUCCCCUGCCUCAGACAUUAUUAUUGUCUUUAAUAUAGAGCCUUUGAGCUUUUUUAGCACAGAAAUCAUAUGUGAAACAAACAGUUUCAUCAGGGUCGAAGCUCAGGAACUUAAAAGAGACUUCCUGAUAAUUUCAUAUUUUGCACUUGCCUGGCUUACCAUGGCCUACACAUACAUUCAUAUUGCCAUUGCAGCACGAUCAGCCAGUCGUUCUGAAAAAUCUUCUGCUAGAAAGGCCUACAAUACAGUCCUGUUGCAUGCCAUACAGCUCACUCUGAGCACAAUCAUGUUCCUUGUUCCUUUGGUUGACAGUCUCUGGCUGUACUAUCAUAAACAAGAUCCACGAGAUGUCCAAUAUUAUACACAUAUACUAAUAAUUUUGUUUCCUCGCCUUUUAAGUCCAUUGAUUUAUGGAAUAAGGGAGGAAAACUUCAGAAAAUAUCUAAAAGGAUAUGUGAAGUGUUGUACUUUAGGACGAAAAGAGUCACCCAAUCAGACCAUUAAACAGAUAAAUGGAAGUGAGGACUGAACCAGGUACUGUAUAAAAACAUCAGAGGUUACUUGGAGGAGUAGAAGAAAUGAAAGAAGACCCUUUUAAAGUAUGACUGGACUUUAUUCACUUGACUACAGUAAUUGCAGUUUUAGAAGCCACAUGUACAAACUAAAGUAGGAAAUGUUUCUGAUUUAAAAUACUACUUUUGUCUGAAAGAGUGACGAUGCUGAACUCUUUUCCAGUCUUUUAAUUGUUCAAGACUUUGAAACUUCUGUAAUAAAAUAAGUUUGAAGACACAAUGGGUCAAUUGCACUGUGCUCUGAGUUGGGGAUGAUCCCAUACUGAUCUGGUCUUAGUACAAAUUUGUGGUAACAAGCCUAACUUUUGGGAUUAGUGCUGUUACAGUGUGCCUCAGAGCUGCAGACAAGCAGUGGAUCAAGGCCAAGGCAACCAGUUGCAGUGGGCUUCUUGGUGGCAGAGAAGGGGAUCAAAGUUGCAUGCUAACAGUCUAACACCUCAUAAGCAGAUUUAAUUGGUUUAGCACAGUGAUUAAUGUUACAAAAUGAAUUCCGCAUACAUAAGACAGACUGUUACAGACAAGCUGCAAAUA